Messenger RNA from Salvia hispanica, 823 nucleotides. RefSeq names its product 3'-5' exonuclease-like. Gene Ontology annotation, cellular component: nucleus; cytoplasm. Gene Ontology annotation, biological process: nucleobase-containing compound metabolic process. The record is from RefSeq and is a predicted model, not a curated record. NCBI's taxonomy places the organism in Eukaryota, Viridiplantae, Streptophyta, Magnoliopsida, Lamiales, Lamiaceae. Gene Ontology annotation, molecular function: 3'-5' exonuclease activity; nucleic acid binding.
GAAAAAAGGAAGCUCCACAUUCCAACAAUGGCGGUCACCAUCACAGCGAACACCAUGCGCGUUAACACACACCAAACCUACAACGUCCGAUUCUUCGAGGAGGAGAUCUACACGACGGUCACCGCCAAUUCCACGGUGGUCACCAACUGGAUCGACGACAUCAAGUACCUGUACCACCUCCCCGACGUGAUCGUCGGGCUGGACGUGGAGUGGCGCCCAAGCUACUCCUCUCAGCAGAACCCCGCCGCCACGCUGCAGCUCUGCGUCCGCGAUCGGUGCCUGGUGUACCAGAUUCUGCACUCCGAUUGCAUCCCCGAUUCGCUGGCGACGUUUCUGUCGGACGAGUACUGCUACAUCGAAUUCGUCGGCGUAGGAAUCAAGCAGGAUCUGGAGAAGCUGCAGAGAGAGUACGGGAUCGGCGGCGGCGCGCGGUAUGUGGAUCUGCGGGGGCUGGCGGCGGAGGCGUACGGGAACAGGAGGCAGGGGCUGGAGAGAGCGAGCUUGAAGACGUUGGCGAGUGUUGUGAUGGGGAAGGAGGCGGAGAAGCCGGAUGCGGUGAGGAUGAGCCGGUGGGACCAGCCGCGGCUCACGGCGGAGCAGGUCAAGUAUGCGUGUGUGGAUGCGUAUUUGUCGUUUGAGAUUGGGAGGCUUCUCGGUCUUGGUCACUUUGACCACUUUGGUUACUAUUAACUCAUCCUUCCUUCUUAAUUACUACUGCUAUUAUCUCUGUUGCUUGCUUUUCUCAGUUCUUCAACAUUGGUAGAUCCAACGCUGCUAGUUCGUAUUUCUAGGUUUUGAUAUGCAAUUAUCAUAUUUUGUGAAA